UGAUCAGCCCCCGGCCCUGCUUUACCCGAGCAUCGACUUCACGGCAAUAAGGAGAACUUACAAUGACUCUGUCGCCCGGGUCCAGUGGAGGACCAAGCAGGUCUUGGACUUCGCAUUUCUCUUCUGGUAUGCUUGGACUCGCCAUCCUUCAUCCUAUUACUUGGUGCUUGAAGAUGAUGUUCUCAGCGCAAAGCAUUUUGUCACUGCUAUCAAAGAUUUUGUUUCACUCCACAAAAGUCACCAUUGGAUAUCACUGCAGUUGGCAGGGUUCCUGGGUAUCGGGCAGCUGGUGCGAUGCAGCGACCUGGACCGCCUGGUUUCGUUUCUUCUACUGUUCUACCGCGAGCAUCCUGUCGACGUCCUGAUCAACCACUGGAUCUCUCUGAUGGCGCCGGAGAAGCCCCCCAAAGACCGUCCUACCCGGAGAGUGCCCGGGCUCUUCCAGCACAUCGGAGUCCACUCGACGCUGGCGAAUAAGACGCAGUCGCUGAAGGAUAAUACAUUUAGGAGCGACUCUGUGCGACCGAAGUUUCAGCAGGUCAAGCAUGGAAGGACCAACUCACUGCUGCAGGAGUUUCACCGAGCAAAACUGAAAAGUUUGGUAAAGCGUCGUUUCUCGCACGUCAAUCCAACAGCUGAUGUGGUGACAACUAUCAGGCAGUAUAAGGCCUACCUGGCAGAGCAUGCAUAUUCCUCUGCGCCCGGGAUGUUUUGGGGAAUCCCCAAACCUGGCGAUUCUUUUGAUAUACUUUUCCCAGAGCCUCUAAAGUUAUCGAGAGUUGUGGUGCUCACAGGGGCGGCAAUUAACAAAAAGAUUAGAGACAAGCUUUUAUAUGGGAGUCUUGAGAUCUCCCAGAAGUUUCUGAAGAUGGAGAACCCAAAGAAGGCCUCGUGUAAAAGCUUUUCUCCCGUCCAGGAAUUUAAAAACGGAGAGCUUGACAUGAAGCAUCUAAGACAGCUCUAUCCACAAGGGAUCCAGUGUCUAAGAAUAAGCAUCGGAGCCAAGCAGAAGUCGUGGGUGGCCAUCACCGAAGUGGCGGUCUUCACGGACGAGGACUCGGCCGCGGAGCCCACUCCUGCGGCUGCGGCUGUGGGGAAGGGGGAGGCCAGGGGCAGGAGCAAGAGCACCUGAGCGCGGGGUCAGAAAGGGAAAUAGCAAGGGCGUGUCUUUGGAAGGAAUAUUGAUAAUGAAGUAUAAUUCCAGAAUGUAUGAAUGAUCAUUUAUUUGUAUAUGUAUUCGUAAAAUGGAUAUCAAUAGCAAAGGAGAACAGGUAGACGGGUAAUGUAACACUGAUUCUGUAAAAUAUGCAAUUUAUUUAUUGUAGUACUGCAGUAUGUUACAAAACAUGCAUUAUUACUGCAUUAUACACAUAUUUGCAUCUAAACUGCUUCAUUUCCAUGUUUAUUUAAGUUCUUACUUAACCUGGUUAUUUCUUUGUGUAAUGACACUAGGUCCAUAUAUCACAUCUACAGACUUUAGGAUGCAGUAAAUAUUAGUGAAAGGUGAAGAGACACAAGUAAACAUAAAAUGAAUUAAGAAUAGUUUCAUAAGUUCUGACACAUUGGAAUACAAUUUUAAACAGAAAUUUUGAUUCAUUUUUAUGGGAGUUCAAUCAGCUGUACUAAA
Messenger RNA from Penaeus monodon (black tiger shrimp), 1627 nucleotides. Its product is annotated as alpha-1,3-mannosyl-glycoprotein 4-beta-N-acetylglucosaminyltransferase C-like. The transcript has 7 exons. The record is from RefSeq and is a predicted model, not a curated record. Gene Ontology annotation, biological process: protein N-linked glycosylation. NCBI's taxonomy places the organism in Eukaryota, Metazoa, Arthropoda, Malacostraca, Decapoda, Penaeidae. Gene Ontology annotation, molecular function: acetylglucosaminyltransferase activity. Bases 386 to 1132 code for a protein of 248 amino acids.